Messenger RNA from Harpia harpyja (harpy eagle), 4678 nucleotides. RefSeq names its product solute carrier family 39 member 12 (gene SLC39A12). Gene Ontology annotation, molecular function: zinc ion transmembrane transporter activity. NCBI's taxonomy places the organism in Eukaryota, Metazoa, Chordata, Aves, Accipitriformes, Accipitridae. The coding region runs from base 184 to 2295 and encodes 703 amino acids. The record is from RefSeq and is a predicted model, not a curated record. Gene Ontology annotation, cellular component: membrane. Gene Ontology annotation, biological process: zinc ion import across plasma membrane; intracellular zinc ion homeostasis. The transcript has 13 exons.
AAGGAAUUUUAAAAACAUUGGGCUUCCAGCAGCUAAAUACUUCUGAGGAUUCAGAAGGCCACAAAGCUAGAUACACAAGCAUUCUUUUUCCCUUCAGAAGAUUCCUCAGGUUUCAAGUUUAAGCUGUGAAGUGCAAACAACAAUUCAACAUUCAGUGCAGCUCACGCACUGCAGGAAGAGGAGAUGUGUUUUCUGACCAAGCAUCCAGCUCUUGGCGUGGUAUGUUCUGCUUUCAUAUUCAGCGUGCUCAUUGCUGAAGGACAGCCUGGGGAAGAGCAUGGGCAGGAUGGCAGCUAUGCUCCCAGCCGAGGCUAUCUGAUGGAAGUUUUACGCGUUCUUUCAGCUGACAACACUGAGCUCCACAUGAACCACUCACGAGAACUGGUCAAAAUGUUACUGGAGAGAGCUGAGUGCCCACAGCGGAUUUAUGGCAUGCAAGAGGAUUGUAAUCUGUGCCUUGAACCAGAGACUUUGUUACUAAUAGCUGGUGGAGAUUUAGAAGACCAUCUCAGCGAAGAAGUAUUUGAGAGAAUUUCUCUUAUUCUUCUAUACUACAUUCUUCAUCAUAGAGAUGUGUGUUCUUCAGAACUCAGCUUGAAUAAUAAGGAUUAUAAAUUUUACCUACAGAGUAUGCUCAGUUUAAGACAUGAUGAAGACUGUUAUUAUUUUUCACGGAAUGAAACUGAAGAUAUUUUGGCUGCAGUAAGACAACAUUUUAAAACUUCUGAAAGCCAGUGUGUCGAUGUGAGUAUUCUGGAGAAAAAUGCUGAUAUAAUGGACAGAGAUGGUGCUGAUGAAAACACUCUUCCACGCCUGGCUGCUUUAAUCAUUACUCUGGCUCUCCAAGGAGUCUGUAUGGGGAAAGCAAGUUUGCCCUCCCCUGAAUUCUUUAUAAAAUAUAUUUUCAGUUCUCUAAACAGUACCACUGAGCUCCAAGUGACAGAACUAGAACAACUACUAAAUGUGCUCGCAGCCAAAAAGACCUGCACUGUAAAUGGACAAUUCCACAGUCACAAAAGAAGACGUUAUAGUAUGGCAAUCAGAGAUAUUGGAACCAGAAAUAUUCUAGUCAAAGGAAACCAUACAAAAGGAGACUAUCUGAAAGGUUAUUUUGAAGAUCAUGAAAGGAGCACAGAUUGGGACCAGGUUUGUUUCUCUGCCAAUGAGCUUGUGAAGAUAUUUUUUAAAAACAGUUCUUCCUCCAUUUCUAAGGACCACUUCAAGCAAAUCAGUCCAGCUAUCAUUCAGCAACUAUUAAGUUGUUCAUGUCAGCUUCCUAACUCCAAGCAGACAAAGCUUCCACCAACAACUUUGGAAAAAUAUGGUUAUAGCACUGUUGCUGUUUUACUUAUUACUAUUGGAUCUAUGUUUGGUACAACCCUCAUUUUAUUUAACUCCUGUCAAGAAAUCUAUAAACUCAUUUUACAGCUGUUUGUCGGUUUGGCUGUUGGGACCCUUUCUGGAGAUGCAUUGCUACAUCUUAUUCCUCAGACUCUUGGUUUACAUAAACAUGAAGCACAAGAGGUAGAACAUUUCUAUGAGGGGAAAGAAUAUAUCUGGAAACUUUUGGGAAUAAUUGGAGGAAUUCAUGGAUUUUUUCUGAUAGAAAAGUGUUUCUUUCUUUUGGUAACACCACGUGACCAGCAGGGCCUUUCUUUAGUUAAUGGGCACUGGGGACAUUCCCAUGAUCUUCCAGUGGAAUCUGAAUUAAAUGAACAUUCAGGCAGAGGCAAAUCUACUUCAACCAUACAGUUGAGAAGCCCAGAAGAUUCUGAGCCUGGUGAAGUUCCUCCAGAGAGUAAGGCAAUCAGCAAAAAAAGUAAGAAAAUUAGCUUGUUAGCAAUAAUGGUUCUGGUGGGUGACAGUCUUCACAAUUUUGCUGAUGGCUUGGUAAUAGGAGCAGCAUUCUCGUCCUCAACAGAAACAGGUGUGACAACGACUAUUGCUAUUUUAUGCCAUGAAAUUCCUCAUGAAAUGGGAGAUUUUGCUGUGCUGCUAAGUACAGGACUCCCCACGAAGAUCGCAAUUUUGAUGAAUUUUAUAAGUGCACUAACAGCAUUCUUAGGACUUUAUAUUGGCCUUUCUGUAUCAACUGACCCAUGCAUUCAAAACUGGAUUUUUACUGUUACAGCUGGAAUGUUCUUGUAUUUAUCUUUAGCAGAAAUGCUUCCUGAAAUGACUCAUAUUCAGACACGGCGACCCUGGUUGAUGUUUCUCCUACAGAACCUUGGAUUACUAUUAGGCUGGCUUUGCCUCUUACUUUUGGCUAUAUAUGAACAGAAAAUUAAAAUUUAAGUUUUCUGUUGGAAAUCUUGAAGUACCACUUAUGACAGUGGAUAGCAUUAUUCACAAUUUUGUCAUGUCUGCUAUAGUGAUAUAUAAAUUAAGUUGCUGGGAUUUUUAUAUCUGAACAGUAGAUAACUAUUUCACUUUAUUAACUUAUUGUUCAGAUUUUGUAAUUUUUUUUGUAAACAUGAAUGCUUAGAAUUAUGUUUUAUUUGUUACUGAGUUUACCAGAUCCCAUGCUCAAACUCACAGGAGCUUUUGAUUAGUUUUUACUGAGACUGUUCUAGUUGAAUGCUCUAAGUGAUCUCUGCCAGUCUGAUUGAAGAAAAGAAUAAAACACUUUUAUAUGCAAUAAUUAAAGUGGACUAACCAUAGCUGAAUAAUUUGAAGCAGAAAUGUUUUUUGCCUCUUAGUACAAAGAAUAAAUGUAUUUCUAUGAAACUAAAAAAUAUAGCAAAACUAAACUGUUAAAUGGGAUACAGCAAUCUCAUAAUAUCUACACUAUCUAUCUACUUUGUCAACAUAAAGAUCCUCAGUAGUCAUAUCUUACUGGUCCACUGUGGCAGGUAAAAAAUGACAAGUGUAAAUGUUGAAGCUUAUGACCUAGAAGUCUGAGAAUGCCCUUUUCCGACUGUGAUGUAGUUUCUCAUACAUGUGAUGGACUCUGUGACAGUUAAGCAUUGGACUAUAGUAACUGCCAGAGUUACUGCCUUCUGCAUUAUCCUACCUCUGAUGGUUGCUCAUAGCAAAUGCUUAUGAAGGAUUAUAAGAAAUAUGUUUAAAGUGGUUUCCCUGAUAUCCCUUCCAGGCUCCUCAAAUCAAGGGAUUCCUUGAGCCAGAUGUUGCUUCUGAGCCAUCAUGUUUAAUAAACACCAAUAGCGCCUUCCGAUCAUCAAUUAGCUUAUUCAUACAUAUGUGAUGUCCAUAGUGGAAAGAGCUUUUUCAGUUGUCUAAAGCACAUGUAGCACAUAGAACCUCAUGGCAACUCCUUCUAUCCUGAGUGAUUUUUGUGUAAUUAGUCGUCUUGAUUUCAAGGAAAUUCUGCAUAAGCUGAGAUGACUCAUUUAAUUUAGUAUUGCAGGAUCAAGCCUGAAACAAAUGUACAAAUUCUGCCCUGAUUCUGAGGUGCUGAGCAACUUCCAGGAGGUACUGAGCAACACUCAGCUUUGCGAUUUCUGCUACUUACGCUAUCAAUUUUUGGUGUAAGGACUCCCCCCUGCCUAAUUUAUAUUUUUUAUGAGAAUUGAGAUGCAUUCUUUCUCCCUCCUCUGAUAAACCGUGGAAAUAGGGAGAACAAGUUACAGAACAAAUAUAUAUUCUUUAUGCAGAAAGUGAAUGUUUUCUUUUCCUUGUCUUAACUCAAGCUUGAAAUAUGGCUACAUUAUGACAUGAUAUGACUGUCUCACAAUGUGUCCUGUGUUUAUUUGACAGCUCGUAGUGAAGGUACAAUUAUUCUCAUAUUACAAAGGGGAACAGCAUCUACUCUCCUAGAGCAGACUAUCAGAACUCUCAGUUUUCAAAGGCUUCAUGGGCACCAUACUACCUUAUCAACAAAAUGUAAAGUGAAAAUAAUUCUGAAUUUCAUUGGUUAUAACAGCACAGAUUCAUGGGCUUGUGAACCCCUAGACAUCCACAGACUUACCCUUGGGAAAAACACUUAAUGAUCAUUUUAAAGGUAGAUAUGCGCUCAUUUUCAGUGCCUGUUAGUUAUGAGAAUCUGUAGCAAAUACCCCAAUGCACAUCUAAAUGUACCUUCAGCCAUUUACAUACCUUCAAAAACCUUGUCCCAAACAAUUUAUCGAAGGUCACAUAGGAAGUCUCUAUCUGACUAGGGAAAUGAACUGAGCUGUUUUAAGCCCCAAAGUAAAAUCCUCGAUUGUUUUAUUUAGGUGUGCAAAUAUUAUGACUGCUUUUUCUGUUGAUUUAACUUUGAAAGAUGAGCUUAGAAGCCAUGACUGAUGCUUCUCUUUUCAAAGUUUACAUUUUUCAGGAGUUUGUACUUGCUUUUAGUAAGGUAAGAUUUUUUAAAAGUGGUUUCCCAGUAUUUCAUCUGUUUGUAUUGGCACAGAGUCACUACAUGACCUUCAGUUGUGACAGUCAAUUCAAGCAAUAGCAGGACACCACUGGACGUAAGCAAAAUCUAUUCUUGUAUCAGAUGGUACAAAUGAAUAUUGGAAACAUUUGUUAUUUCAAAGAGAAGAGCUAACAUAGUUUGAAUGUUUAUGUAUGCAUAAUGUUCACUACCACAGAAAACAAGAUUACCAAUAUGAUCAUGUUUUGGCAAUGUUAUUGUAUGCUGAAAUAUUUUUCUACUAUUUAUUAACAUGUCUGAAAGAGGGCAAGUAAUUUCUGGCAGCGUGUUACAUUAAAGUUGCAUAUGAGCAUAGGUUCA